GCAUAGGGCUCUUUUAUAUUGUAAUCGCAUUUGGGAAAACAAGUGAAAAUAGUUAAGUUAGACACGUUUUUUAACAAAUAAAAUUUAAAACAGUUUUUAAAAACUGUUCAUUAUUCUCGUCAUCGUCAACACUCUAUUGGAGGAGCAAAACUACAAGUAUGGGAGUACCAGCAUUCUUUCGCUGGCUUAGCCGCAAAUAUCCCAGUGUUAUAAUAGAGUGUGUGGAAAAUAAACAAGUGGAUCCGGAGACCAAUAAGAAUAUUUAUGACGAUGGAACAUUACCGAAUCCGAAUGGAGUGGAAUUUGAUAAUUUAUAUCUGGAUAUGAAUGGUAUCAUUCAUCCUUGUACACAUCCAGAAGAUAAACCGGCGCCCAAAAAUGAAGAUGAAAUGAUGGUAGCCAUCUUUGAUUGCAUAGACAGAUUGAUGAAUAUUGUGAGGCCGCGUAAGUUGUUGUACAUGGCUAUUGAUGGUGUGGCGCCGAGAGCUAAAAUGAAUCAACAGCGCUCUAGAAGAUUUAGAGCAGCUAAGGAAUCUGUUGAAAAGCGUAUGGAAAUUGAGAGAAUACGCAGUGAGUUGGCGGCUAAAGGUUGCAUUUUGCCACCAGAGAAAGAAAAGGGAGAACAUUUCGAUUCGAAUUGUAUUACUCCCGGCACCCCAUUCAUGGAACGUUUGAGUCAGUGUCUACACUACUAUGUACACGAUCGCUUGAAUAACAAUCCAGCUUGGAAGAAUAUUAAGGUGAUCUUAUCGGAUGCCAAUGUGCCCGGUGAAGGUGAACACAAAAUUAUGGAUUACAUAAGAAAACAACGUUCACAACCUGACCAUGAUCCCAAUACCCAACAUGUUUUAUGUGGUGCCGAUGCUGAUUUGAUUAUGUUAGGUCUGGCCACCCACGAACCCAAUUUUACAAUUAUACGUGAAGAGUUCUUACCCAAUAAACCCAAACCCUGUGAAUUGUGCGGUCAAUUUGGUCAUGAAAUGAAAGAUUGUUCGGGCCUUAAUGCUGCUGGUGUCAAUGAUGUGACUAAUUUUAAACCUGACGUGCCUAUUGGUGCGGAAGUUAAGUUCAUAUUUGUACGUCUGAGUGUAUUGCGCGAGUAUUUGAAGAAAACUCUGGAAAUGCCUAACUUACCGUUUAAAUACGAGUUUGAACGUGUUCUGGACGAUUGGGUUUUCAUGUGUUUCUUUGUGGGUAACGAUUUCUUGCCGCAUUUACCUUCAUUGGAAAUUCGUGAAGGAGCCGUUGAUCGCCUAGUAGAGUUGUACAAGAAGUGUGUUUAUCGCACCAGGGGAUAUUUAACCAAUUCCGGUGAGGUCGAUUUGGAAAGUGUGCAAUUGAUUUUAACAGAUUUGGGCAAUGUUGAAGAUCAAAUUUUCAAGGAUCGUCAACGUAAAGAGCAACAAUUUAAGCAACGUGAAAAGGCUAAACGUCGUCGUGAAGAGGGUUAUAAUGCUUCGGUCAUGGAACAGUCUGGAUCAUUCAAGUUGAAUCCAUUAGGUAAAGCCAGUGCGAAUCCACUGCCCCUUAUCGAUAAUUAUAAACAAGAGGCAGCUAAUCUGAGAAAUUCAACUAAUGCCGCUUCAUCAUCUCAGUCAAAUGAUCAACAAGGUAAAGGCAAUAAACGUACUGCAUCGCAGGCUAAUUUGGAUGAUGAAGAUGAUGAAUAUAAAAAUGAUGAGGUGCGUUUAUGGGAAAAUGGUUUCAAGGAUCGUUAUUACGAAUCAAAAUUCGAUGUUGGCAAGGAUAAUUUAGAUUUUCGUUAUUCAGUGGCCUUACAAUACGUACGUGGUCUUUGUUGGGUUCUCAAAUACUACUAUCAGGGAUGUGCCUCUUGGGAUUGGUAUUUCCCAUAUCAUUAUGCACCCUUUGCCUCGGAUUUUGUUAAUAUUGCCGGUUUAUCUACACAAUUUCCAAAGGGUUCUAAGCCUUUCAAUCCAUUGGAACAAUUGAUGGGCGUUUUUCCAGCUGCCAGUAGUUCACAUGUUCCUGAACCUUGGGCAAAGCUUAUGCAUGAUCCACAGUCGGAUAUCAUUGAUUUCUAUCCGGAAGAUUUUAAAAUUGAUUUGAAUGGCAAGAAAUUUGCCUGGCAAGGUGUUGCCUUGUUGCCAUUUGUGGAUGAAAAACGUUUAUUUAAAGCUUUAGAACCCUAUUAUGGUUUGCUAACGGAAGAAGAGAUUAAACGUAAUAAACAAGGUAACUGCAGACUUUAUGUGGGACGCGGCAAUAAAGCCUACAAGACACUGUCUUUACAUUACACUAAUAAAACGUUUAAAAAGACACCAGAGAUACCCAUAGAAAUUGAGGGUAUGAGAGGUACUAUAUUGGAAUCGGAGGAAAAUGUACCCAAAAAGGGUACUUUACAUUCACCCAUUAUGGGUCUGUACGAUAUAACCGAAAAUUAUGUUAUUACGGUUAAAUUUCGUGAUCCACAUUAUGCUGAAGACUUUAUAUUCCCUGCUGAGCGUUUAACAAAUGCCAUCGAUCCACCAAAUAUUUUGGCACCCGAAUCGAGAGGUUCGAAUUAUAGACCGCGCAUAGGUUUCAAUCAUAAUAUGCCGCAAGCCUAUGUUACCCAAGGUGGUCAUCGUAUGUUGAACAAUUCUAUGGGCAAUCCCCAACAGCAACAGCAGAGAAAUAACUAUCAACAACAGGGUUAUAGUUAUAAUAAUAACAAUAAUAAUAACAAUAGAGGAGGAGGUAGAGGUGGUUAUGGUGGUGGUGGUGGCCGCGGUUAUCAUCAAGGCAAUAGAGGCAAUUAUGGUGGUGGUAAUGGUAGAGGUGGCUAUAAUAGCGGCGGCGGCGGUGAUUAUCAAAGAAAUAAUAACCAACAACAGAAUCCACAACAAAACUCUUCAUCAUAUCAAGGCAAUCGUUAUCAGAAUAAUGCCCAAAAUAAUCGUUAUAAUAACAAUUAUAACAACAACAAUAGCAGUAGAAGAUAUUAAAAUGCAUUUUAUAACAAUUUUCUAAUUUUAAAUAAUAAUUUGUAUGAAAACAGUUUAUGUUUUCAAUCUAUAAGUCCAACAUAAUAAAUUGUUUAAAUAGUAAACAUUUUAAAAACUUAACGAAACACACAACAAGAACAACAUAAAAAAACUGUGAAGCAUUUCUCAAAAUUUCUACUUUUUUUAAAGAAAAAUUUUAAUUUUCCAUGAAAAUUACAAAAAAAAAAGAAGAUUUAAACAAUAUUUUUUUAAAUUCAGCAUUAACACUGUUCUUUUCAGAUUAAACUGACUUUUUUUUAAUAGAAAUUUACUCUUGACUUUAAUUUAAAAACAUUACAAUUAUGACCUAAAACAAUUUACACUAAUGUAUGUGUAUAACUUUAUACAAAUUU
Molecule: messenger RNA, 3340 nt
Organism: Lucilia cuprina (Australian sheep blowfly)
Lineage: Eukaryota; Metazoa; Arthropoda; Insecta; Diptera; Calliphoridae
Gene: Rat1
Product: 5'-3' exoribonuclease 2 homolog
Exons: 2
Coding region: 159-2948 (929 amino acids)
Biological process (GO): nuclear-transcribed mRNA catabolic process
Cellular component (GO): nucleus
Molecular function (GO): 5'-3' RNA exonuclease activity; RNA binding; zinc ion binding
Source: RefSeq, a predicted model, not a curated record